UUCAAUCAAUAAAUGAAGGAAGCGAAGAAAGAGUAAGGGUGCGAUUGUCUUGGAACCGGGGGGUUUAGAAGCAGCAGCAGCAAGCGAGACGGGAGUAACAAGAAAAGGAAAAGGAUGGGAAAGCAACCGGUGAGAAUGAAGGCGGUGGUGUACGCUCUGUCACCGUUCCAGCAGAAGGUAAUGCCUGGUCUAUGGAAGGAUCUGCCUGGCAAGAUACACCACAAAGUCUCCGAGAACUGGAUCAGCGCCACCCUUCUCCUGGGUCCACUCGUCGGCGUCUACACGUAUGUGCAAAACUAUCAGGAAAAGGAGAAGUUGUCACACAGGUACUGAGGUCAGGCAGGUGGUCAAAUGGAUGUCUGCUUUUUCUCGAAGACUUGAUAUUUUUUCUUGUUCUGCUGGCAAAUAAGCUGAAUGUUACUAGCUGCAUUUGCAGUUUUCAGAACUUGCAAAUUUCUUCUGUACUGAGUCAUUCUGAUGAUUUAUAGCUUAUGUUCCAACUUGCUUUUUAGCUUUUUUGUGAUGUUGCAUGUUCAUCACCUGUUGUGACCCAAUUAUAAGAUUCGGGUGUGGCAUAUUUCUCUCUA
Populus trichocarpa (black cottonwood) is the source of this 587-nucleotide messenger RNA. Its product is annotated as cytochrome b-c1 complex subunit 8. The transcript is spliced from 2 exons. Lineage: Eukaryota; Viridiplantae; Streptophyta; Magnoliopsida; Malpighiales; Salicaceae. The record is from RefSeq and is a predicted model, not a curated record. Gene Ontology annotation, biological process: mitochondrial electron transport, ubiquinol to cytochrome c. Bases 115 to 333 code for a protein of 72 amino acids.